Sphaeroforma arctica JP610 is the source of this 991-nucleotide messenger RNA. RefSeq lists its product as hypothetical. The transcript has a single exon. NCBI's taxonomy places the organism in Eukaryota, Ichthyosporea, Ichthyophonida. The record is from RefSeq and is a predicted model, not a curated record. The annotation marks the transcript as partial.
UGAAUGGGGUACGCUGUUGUUGGUGCGACUGCUACUAUAUACAAGAUGUGGCCGGCGAUGCCACAUCACAGGAGAGAUAAACGACACUCACACAAUAAACGACACAAUUUACGACAAUGUCAACGACACGGGGGGCAACGGGAAGUCAGGAAGUAUUAACGACACGCCCACAAUAAACAACACAAUUAACGAGGCUGUCAACGAGACAUGGACCGAUACGAUAACAGGUAUCAACACACAGUCAGGGAAUGAACGCCAAACAAUAAACGACACGGCGGUAAUAAACGAAAUAGAGACAGUGUACACCACCACCACAUCAUGCGACAACCAGACCACAGAUAACUCAACAAUACAAAUUGACCUGGCGAAGAAAACUGACCGUCAACCAAUUAGCGAUACGGAGUCAAUUAUCGACACACCAGCAAUAAACGACACGGCCCACAGGACCAUCCCGGCACAGACGGUUGUGUCUGUGAUGCAGCGUUUGCGACAACGGUUGACGUUGGGCUACACAGGCGCCACCAAGGCAGCGGUGGCAUGUACGCGCACUCUACUGCUGGCACUCCCAUUGACAUGGGGCGGGUGUGGCUGUACGCGUGUAUGUGAGGGUGUGGGUGUGGGUGUAGGUAGGUCUGUAUACGGGCCAUGCACACACACACAGAGUUCAAACACACACUCAUACACAGGCACAUACACACAGACAUACACAGGCACAUACACAAGGCGUGAGAGAGGUGCCAUCACCCAAUGUGUGUGUGAGCUCGUACGCGUGCUGGGUACAGCGCACAUGGCGGUGGAGGACAUGCGUGUGAUGUUGGUACUGUUGGAAAACGGGGCAAGUAUCCUAAAUAGACAGGUCGAGGACAGGGCAAAUGGGGCAAGAGUCCAAAGUGGAGAUAUUGAGGGCAGGGCUGAGUGUAAAGAAGGUCUCAGUUUGGUGCAUGAGUGGUACUGGCCGUUGCUUAGUGUACUGUCGGAUAUCAACAGGUAG